AUGAACGAAAAUGUAAACCAGGGUAAACCUGAAUCUUAUUUGUUGAAAUACUUGAUAUGUAACAUUCCUUAAGCACAUUUACAAGAGAGCAGUAGAGACACGCGACAACUAGAAAGUAUUCAUUUACAAAAUGGCGCCAAAAUACACUCUUCACUACUUCGACUUACCAGCUCGUGGCGAGCCUAUUCGAAUGCUUUUCGCAGUUGCUGGUGUUGAGUAUGAAGAUAAGAGAUACGGCUUUACUGACGUUCCCUCGAUAAAAGAAAACGAUAAAUUGUUUCCCAUGGGACAACUUCCUUCCCUCGAGGUUGAUGAUGAGGUAAUUUGCCAAUCUCAUAGCAUUACGCGAUAUCUGGCAAAUGCGUAUGAUUUAUAUGGCUCCACCAAUCAAGAGAAAGCAAUUAUCGAUCAGGUGUUGGACACAUUGAAACACUCGCAAGAACAAUCAUUGGGCGCAUACUUCUGGAAAAACACGGAGGAGGAGAAGAACAAGCAAUUGGAAAAUCUAUUUGACAACUACCUUCCACGAGCAUUUAAAUUGCUGGAAACGUUUUUGAAGAAAAACAAUGAUGGAAAAAGUUUCUUGGUUGGAAACAAUUUGACACUGGGAGAUGUUAUGAUCGUCAACAGUAUCGAGACGCUGCAGUUGCCAUACAACUUAAAGAAAUACGAAAACUUUAUCGAUAAAUAUCCUGUACUUAAAAGUUACAAUGAAAGAGUGAGAAAUGCUGGCAAGUUGAAAGAAUACUUAGAAAAACGUGGUCCGCCCACGUAUAGUAGAUUGUUCACUCCUAAAUUUUAAGAUUUUAGAACACUUUUGUUUUUAGAAAAUUUUGUUAAAGAAAAAAUUUCUUCUUCCUACAGAAAGUGUCUUUUUAAUGGAAACACUAAAGAUGGGUGUAUAAGACACGUUGAAAACAACAACAGUAUUUUUAUAUGGAAAAUGUUAAGUACUAAACACGUACAGCCGAACAAUAAACAUGCCCCAAAAAAACAGGUACAGUUAACUCCCGGUAACUCGAACCUCUAUGGGACCGAGGAAAAUAGUUCAACUUAACGAAUGUUUGAGUUAAACGAAGCUUCUGUUAAGUCGAAUUUAGUCUAAAAUGAAAUUAUAGUUUGAGUUAAAGUUACCUGGAAGAGGUCCAUUGGCUAUGAAAAAGGCAUGCAAGUCCCUUGUAAAUUGAAUUUUCCUUUACAGACAACAUUAUCUAUCUGUAUUACAUUAAUAAAAAUUAAAAAAAUUUAAAAUCUGA
Molecule: messenger RNA, 1256 nt
Organism: Hydractinia symbiolongicarpus
Lineage: Eukaryota; Metazoa; Cnidaria; Hydrozoa; Anthoathecata; Hydractiniidae
Product: glutathione S-transferase 1-like
Exons: 5
Coding region: 131-802 (223 amino acids)
Biological process (GO): glutathione metabolic process
Molecular function (GO): glutathione transferase activity
Source: RefSeq, a predicted model, not a curated record